Messenger RNA from Ipomoea nil (Japanese morning glory), 339 nucleotides. RefSeq lists its product as uncharacterized. Bases 1 to 339 code for a protein of 112 amino acids. The record is from RefSeq and is a predicted model, not a curated record. The transcript is spliced from 2 exons. Lineage: Eukaryota; Viridiplantae; Streptophyta; Magnoliopsida; Solanales; Convolvulaceae.
AUGCAGUUGGAGGUCCAACAGGUAACUAUCGAGGAGUGGGAUCGAGAGAAAAACCCCGAGAUGUUCUGGAUAGAAGACAUCCGGCGAUUUAAGGAAACGGGCGAGUUGCCAAAUGAUCCAGGAGUCGCCGCAAGGGUUCGACGAAAAGCCCCUUCAUUCCAGAUCAUUAACGGGCAAAUGUACAAGCGAUCAUUCGGAGGCCCCCUCUUGAAGUGCCUACUCAGGCCAGAAGCCGAGAAGAUAAUGGAUGAAGCUCACCGAGGAAUCUGUGUCGCCCACCAGGGAGCCCACACUCUCGCCCGAAAACUAGUCGCCCAGGGGUAUUACUGGCCGACAUGA